This is a messenger RNA of Radiomyces spectabilis, 1023 nucleotides long. RefSeq lists its product as uncharacterized. Lineage: Eukaryota; Fungi; Mucoromycota; Mucoromycetes; Mucorales; Radiomycetaceae. Gene Ontology annotation, cellular component: cytosol. The transcript has 2 exons. Gene Ontology annotation, biological process: ubiquitin-dependent protein catabolic process. The record is from RefSeq and is a predicted model, not a curated record. Gene Ontology annotation, molecular function: polyubiquitin modification-dependent protein binding. Bases 1 to 1023 code for a protein of 340 amino acids.
AUGUCGACUGUUAAUAUCAAUAUCAAAUCGUCCAGUGAUAAAAAGUUUGUCAUUACCAUUGAAACCACCAAGACCGUCCUCGACUUGAAAAAGGCCAUCGCAGAACAAACCGAUGCACCUGUGGAACGACAACGUUUAAUCUACUCUGGUCGCGUGUUAAAAGAUCCAGAUACUCUGGCUGAUUGCAAGAUUGCCGACGGUACUACGGCAGGUACGACGGGCACCGCUGCCACGCCCAGUGCCAACACAACAUCAACGACAACAAGCAACCCUGCCAAUCCAUCAUCAACACCAUCCACGUUUGCCGAUCCUUUUGGUGGUUUUGGCGGACAACCCAACGUCGGCUCGCCCAUGCAAGGCAAUCCGUUUGGCAUGUUUGGUACAGGGUUUGGGGCCGGUGCUAUGGGCAACAGUUUUGGAGCUCCCGAUCCAGGCGUGAUGAAUCAAAUGUUGCAGAAUCCCAUGUUUGCGCAGUACAUGUCCACGGUAUUGCAAAACCCGGCCGUGCUCGAGUCCAUUAUUGCCAGCAAUCCUCAACUAUCUACCAUGGGACCCGAAAUUCGAGGCAUGAUGCAGUCUCCAGAGUUUCGACAGAUGCUUUCCAAUCCCGAUAUGAUUCGUCAAAUGGCUACCAUGGCAUCGGCUAUGCAACAAAUGCAAGGCGGAGCUGGAGCAUCCCCGAACCUGUUUGGGUCACCUACGACCGGUCAGUCCCCCGCGCCACAGCAGCAACAGCAAACACCUUCUUCACAACCGACCGCCAAUCCUUUUGCUGCGUUUGGCAAUGCUCCUGCGAUUGAUCCUCAAUUGCAACAACGUAUGGCAGCCUUAUUCGGAGCAGGCAUGGGAUCGCCCGCCGCUGCACCGACCGAUACACGUUCCCCCGAAGAACGAUUCCAAGUCCAACUGCAGCAACUAAAUGAAAUGGGAUUCUGGGAUGCCGCCAAAAACAUUCGUGCCUUGCAAGCUACCGGAGGCAAUGUGAAUGCCGCCAUUGAACUGUUAUUUAGCGGUAAUUUCUAA